GUUUCGCCGAAAUGCCGGUCGGCUCCAGCCUCUCAGGGCUACAGACUCCUGGUAGCCUCCCACCUUUAACCCGACGUAGCCUAUAUAUUUAAACGUGACGUUGCGUUAAGGGGGUGAACACCGGCACACUUACCGCUUUGCUUCUCAGUCCCGGAGGAUUUGUUCCUCUCUGCAGCGCCCUGCAUUGCAACGGAAUGGGAGCUGAAUGAAUUGAAAGUCGGUCGUGGAUACAGGCUGAUGGACGAGGAACAACAGUAGGAAUAGAAGCCUGCAGUAGCCCGAUAUAGUGUUGAACGCCGGCAUGACCUACAUACCACAGAGCUUCAUGGAGCGUCUUCAGGACAUCUCUGCGGAUGGAUACAGUAACUGACGUCCUGUUCAACCUUGUAACAUAGUCAUAAGUGACCUUCAUUUUUAUUUGCUGCUGCAGGACUGUCCAUAACAAGACACGUGAAUGUGCAUACGUUCAAUGCAAAAUAAGGGAAGAGCAUGAAAAGCAUUGCAUGCUGGAUGUUUUGCUAACCUUCUGGAGUCAAGAGGAAACCAAAGGGAAAAAUUACUCAAGCAGGUGGCUCUAAAAUUUACUCUCGGUAUACUGUUGGACUAUACGCCAGUUUUGCUCUUUGGAUUAACCUCCAGCUCAUGAGGCCCACAGUGGAGCUGGGAUCAAAGGUCCAAAGACAAGCAGGGCUGAAAGGUCUUUUUAAGCAAGCAGCCUGUAGAUGCCUUAUCCACUCGUAAGUGAGAGAUUGUAUGGCAGUCACUAAUUAUGCUGUGACCAGCAAUAAAGUUAACAGCCAAGCAUUAAAAAGUGAGGUGCUGUGCAGGAAAAGUCAAAGAGAUAUCGUUGGCUUUCAGCAACAUCAACUGUCGCCAUUAUGCUUCUGAAAUGCGGGCAGCCGUUACCGCUUCUGAAGCAUACGGAUGUACCGCCUCGGGUUAUAGAGAACUUCAUCCUGACUGGCUACCGCUUCCCAAACUACAGCCUGAGGGAUUGCUUACUAUCAGCAUUCAGGCCCACUAAUGAAACAGGCAACUUCUGGACACACUUCCUCCCAGUUUUCAUUUUUUCGUACUAUUUUGUGGAGGUUUUUGGUUGGGAAGGUGCGCCGCAUGGUGACACCCCGUUCUUCUACCCAUUGUGGAACUACUUUAUUGGGGUGUUCUGUCUGUUAAUGGCUAGCAGCAUGGCCCACCUACUUAACUCAAUGUCUCUGGUGGUUAGAGAAGUCUGCUUCUUUGUGGAUUACGGCACUAUCAGCUCCUACACGGUUGGCUCAUCAUUGGCGUACUACUACUAUAUCCACCCCCGGGCAGGGAUAGUGGAGACAGGAGGCCACAAUGGCUCCCAUAUUGACUUGAAACAUGAGCCUGCAGGAUCUCUAACAUCAUCCUAUGCAAUCUCAGAUUUCAGUGUGUUCUUUGAGACCUUCUACAUCCCAUGCGCGUGUGUUGUUGCAAUCAUUUGCGUCUUAUCUUGCUGCAAUACUCGCCAAAGGUGGAGGCGACACAGAUAUCUCAUCCGAACCCUUGUUUUCCUCCUCCCAUUCCUCGUGUCUUCCACACCAGUCUUCUACCGCCUCCUAACCAGAUCGCCAUAUGCCACCAACUCCUCCUCCUUUGCUGCCUCCACCUCCACGGCCAGCUUCUUCUAUCGCCACUGCCUCUGGCUGCUGGUGUCAGCCGUCUUCAACAUCAGCAAGUUCCCUGAGCGACUAGCCCCGGGUCACUUCGACAUCUGGGGGCACAGCCACCAGUGGUUUCACUGUUGCACCUUUUUGUCCAUUCUCGACGAACUUCAUAUGAUCAAGACCGAGGUGAGGGCAAUCCUACUUAGCCCAACUCUGCUGCUGCCCCCUGCCACCCUCUCCCGCCUACCUGGACCUACUAUAGCUUCCACCUACGGGGUGAUGCUCCUCCUCCAGACCACCAUCAUCUCCAUCAUUGUGUGGUUCUCCUGGUGUGCCAACUGCAUCUACGGACCCCAGAGAGACCAGCUAGCUAAGGAACAUUCCAAGAAACACCUGAAAUGCCACUGAUCACACAUCUUUUUUUUAUCAUCCCAACUGUGAAGUAAGAAUUGCACAUGCAUACAGAGUAAUGCCGCAAAGAAAAGCGCACAAGUAAAACAAUAUUUCCCUCCUCAUUUCAAGUCCCUCAUAUGUUCCAACCCCUUAGAGAAUAUUUUUCAAGCUUUCAUAAGCAGAAAUCAGGGACAACGGCAGAUGAAAGGAUUAUAUUCUGAACGCACCACAGGGUGGCUGUCUGGUUGAGUGGAUACUGAAAGACCUUGCCAGUUCUUUCCCCUGAGCUGCUCCAGCAUGUUCCAACAGGAUGUCUGAGCAGUGGCGAUAAUAACUACCUCUAGGGACUGCACACUUGAGGACACAGGAAAGGUGUUGGUACCCAGGAGAACAUGUUUCAUAAAACAUUUGGCUGAUGUGGUUUAAAUGUCAGCGUGACAAUUUACAGAAGUUGCUGAUGUGUAGUCUGUUGUUAAGUAGUUCCUCCUGCUGCACUUCCCCCUUUCUCUGACCUUGAACAGCAUCUUUUAAAAAAAAACUCUCUGCUAUGGUUUAAACUGUUGUUUCACACUGACUGAAUCUUUUUCUGGGCUAUGCUAACCACACCUCUUCUUCUGACUUUCAUGAACGCUCACACGCAAUCUCAUUUCCUUUCUCUUCAAGUGACCCUUGCAGCAGGCAGUGCAGUGGCCUUGACGAAGCAGCAGAAAUAGCUGAGAGCUCAUAUCAGUCAUACAGCAAAGCACUUUCAGCAGGCCAGUCAAACUUGCCCUGUCAUUAAGAAGCCAUGCUCGUGUUUAACCUUAAGGGAUGUGUAACAGUCUGAAGCAUACAUUGACAUCCUGCUGACAUGUUUUGCUGGAAUACUUGGGUUAUAUAGAUGUGAGUAGUGUGUAUAGUGAAUACAUCUGCUGUAUGAUUUGUAUUCAUUACGCUGAUGGCUAGUUUCCAACAGAUUAUGUUCACACUGCAUAAAGUCCUUUAGCUCAGAUUAAAUGUCAUGUAAAUCAGAUGUUUUCUAAUCAGUAUGAAAAGCUGUUGGGCCUGGUACACACUGUACAUGCAUAUCUUUUUGCAGACAGCUCAUGUUCAUCAUUCAAAAAACAUCAGAGGAACAGUGUGAAAGCCUGCUUUGCGAACAUAGAUGAAAUGAGGAAAUCAAAGGCUGCUAUUUAUAUCAUGUGAUGUAUAGCAACCUCUCGGAGUAAAAGCCAUACUUUGGAAAAGUGAUAGCUGAAAUAUUGGCAGUAUUGUACUGUUGUACUACUUAAUCAGGAACUUCCUGAAUAGAUUUGCACUUCAUAGAUAGAUAAGGUUAAUAUUUCACCCAGCAGUUUGUAGCUGUCAUGUAUUUAUCAUAAUAUUUAAGUCACAGAGCUAAGCAUACAUCUUUCAAAAAAUAUAUACACCCCACAAUCUUUGAAAAACCCAGAGGUUAUUCAAUAGCACUCACAGCUUUUCUGACGGUCCUGACACAAUCCUCAGUGCCUCUCAUACAGGGCCCCUGAAGUCCCUCAAAAGUUGUAUUAUCGGUUUCAUUAUUAUAUCAUAGCUCUAUACGAAAAUACACUUUUCUUGUAUUUUACAAAAUAAGCAAAGAGAGGUGUCAUUUUUUUGGUUAGCUGGAUUAGAAGCAGAAAGGCAGAUAUGGAAACAGGUUCAAUUUUUUUUAUUGUUUUUUUUUUGCAGCAGCCAUUUUGACUUGUAAUAGUUGGAAAAGCACAGGUGUAUUUAUUAACAUUAAUGAUAGCUGCAUCCUUAGGGGAGGUCCUGACAUUGUUCAUGCUAUCUCGCUUGAAUAGCUUACUGGGACACUUAAUGGAACUGAGCCAAUGCUCAUUGUCAUAUGCUGUAAAGCCCCCUGAGGCAAAUUGUGAUUUGUGAUAUUGGGCUUUAUAAAUAAAAUUGAAUUGAACUGAAUUAAUCUGCAGUUUCACCUGUGCUUUUCCUACUAUGACAUGUCAAAAUGUCCGCUGUGAAAAAGGGAUAUUAGAGCUGUCCAUUUUUGCUUUUGACAGGCCGACACCCAUUAACUAGUAACUAACUAGCUGAUAUUUAACAACAGCAACAACAAAAAAUACAAGAGGCCUUUUGUUUUAAUCUGGUGCUCCAUUGCCUUAGUGAGCUUUAGCACUGCAUUUCAAAGUGCUGUCCAUUUAGAUUUGGUGUGACCCAGCAAUGCUGUUGGGUCAAGACAAUGUCAUAGCAAGUACUGCAAAAUGAGCAGCAUUGCUAGCUGUUUAGCUCCUACCAGACCUGGGUGGUGCGCAGUGCUGUAAAGAGUAGCAAAAUUAACCUAUAGGCAGACAUGUUUAACAGCUCCAAAAUAUCCUCAGGGGUUAACUGAUUAAUAGUUGACAUCUGUAAUCCCGAUGGACAGAAAAUUGAAUUUUCAAAGCAACAUUAUGUGUUGUUAAGGAUAUUGAUGCACAAUAUUGGAUCUUGUGCUGAUUUCUGAUAUGCUGUUAUAUAACAACUUCUAUAGCGGAUAUCGAUACAUCCACUUUUUUCUGCUGCCUAAUUUUAGUGAUUGUCAAGUCUUUUCUGUAGUGGAAUUAUCAUUUUAUGCAUGCAUACUCUUCUCGUGAUGGCCCACCAGCAGAUGGAGACAUGAAAUAGAAUGCUUAUCAAUGUAUGUAAUCUUCAUUCAUUGUACAAAAUAAGAAAAAUCAUGUUGGCCAAUUCUGAUAGUUCAUUUUAAAGCAGAUAUUGGCCAAUACCGAUGACGUGCAGAUAUUAUUGCGCAUCCCUAUUUAAAGACCUUCUGGGUUUGCAAAGAUCACUGGGUAUUAAUUAUCUUAGAAUGCCUGGGUCUGCAAGAGCCAUAAACUGAGGCCACCAUGUUGAUUAAAUGCUAACAUUGCCAUAGCAGCUUAUUUUAAGAAACUUUUAACCACACAAACAGUGUUUAGCCAUAAAUUGUUAGCGGGUACAGUAUGUCAUUGCUGUAGCUUCAUGUCAGGAUAACCCACGUCUGCUUUCCUGUCAUUCUUCUUAAAUCUGCUACUCAACAGGUCUUGUCAAUAUAUUGUCUAACACAUGCUUAUGUCAGUGAUAAGCAUUAUAAUUUGUUUAGUCUGACAAAAUUCUCGUCAUGCUAGCUAGUUUUCAUUUCUGCUGGGUGAUAUGUAGUAGUCAUUUCUAUUCAGUCUGUCUUCAACAAAAAUGAAUGUGGUGGGUUCAAGAGCUCAAAGUGUAGGUAAACAAGACGCUUAGUGCUGCUGUGUUCCUGAGCCUGACCUCCCUGAUGAGGGAAGAGGAAAUAGGAUUUCAGUACAGAAUUAUGAAAAAGAGUUCCUUUGUUGUUUUCUUUGCACACUGAAAAUGGAUCAGUCCUGUCAGUGCUUGGAUAGAGAUUAAUGUAUGUUUUCUCUGUGUUUACUUGUUAUUCUGUCAUGUCCUCUGUGGUGUGUGUCCCAUCAAGCAGUCCUUUUCAGAGGGGAGUUACAUCUUAGACUGUAAGCUCUUACUCACGUCACAUUUACAUGUUAUUAAUUCAUGUUGAUCACUGUCUAAUUUCAGAAAUGUUAUGAUUACUGCUGAAUUAGCUCUACUCAUAUCUGCACAUUUACUUAUGUUUUGUUGCAUUCACUUGCACAAGAGAAAGUGUUUAGAUGAAAGCUGAGUUGUUAAUUAUGUACGACACUGGAAUGACAACACAAGGACCAUAUAUGUGAUAAUCAUGCUGUUACGGUGCACUUUAAAGCUUCUGUAAAGCUCCUCCAAACGUUCCUUUUAUAAGGGUCAGCCCUGCAGUACUGUAUUAUUUCAGCACAUUUCAGGUUUGCUUUCUAAAGAAUGAACGAUGCAUCCAGUAUUGAAGCGAUGUUUCUACCUCAAUAGAGCACAUGUGUCACUCUGUCACUGAGAAGAACAUCGUAGAAACAGAUGUUGUCCACUCAUCUUUUUAGACUGUGGAUGCCACACUUGAAUCUAUUAAAGUUCAGUAUGUGAAUGUUAGACUUAAACACUGCUGUAUCUUACCCAGUCAAGCACUCAGAGGUAAUUGAGGAACGAUACUCAUAUAUUAUUUACACAUGCAUUUAAAGGUCCUGAAUGCGACAUUCAGAGCAUUAAUAAAGCAGCAACAUUAGUAUUUGCUAUGUAAAGAUAUAGUGGAGUAAUGGUGUUAUAGAAAACUCGCGCUCCCUCUGUGUGUGUUGUAAUCCGAGCUGCUUUGUGGAGGAUAAUUAUAGAUUAUAUAACUUAAUGCUGAAUGAGUGACAGCUCACCUUCAUUAUGUUAACAGAUGUGUCAGAUAGUACUAAUAUGGAUGAUUUAACAUUUAUUGAAUAAAUUAUAUGGAGAAUUGUCA
Epinephelus fuscoguttatus (brown-marbled grouper) is the source of this 6339-nucleotide messenger RNA. RefSeq names its product progestin and adipoQ receptor family member 9 (gene paqr9). Bases 879 to 2039 code for a protein of 386 amino acids. The record is from RefSeq and is a predicted model, not a curated record. Gene Ontology annotation, cellular component: membrane. Gene Ontology annotation, molecular function: signaling receptor activity. NCBI's taxonomy places the organism in Eukaryota, Metazoa, Chordata, Actinopteri, Perciformes, Serranidae. The transcript is spliced from 2 exons.